Penaeus chinensis is the source of this 2855-nucleotide messenger RNA. RefSeq names its product AP-4 complex subunit beta-1-like. The record is from RefSeq and is a predicted model, not a curated record. Gene Ontology annotation, cellular component: membrane coat. The coding region runs from base 205 to 1866 and encodes 553 amino acids. Gene Ontology annotation, biological process: vesicle-mediated transport; intracellular protein transport. The transcript has 6 exons. NCBI's taxonomy places the organism in Eukaryota, Metazoa, Arthropoda, Malacostraca, Decapoda, Penaeidae.
AGAACGUCAACAAGGGAGCAGGAAUGUCAUUCACAUUCGUAAUUUGACAGAAACAACGUCGAAUCUUCUGUAAUAUAUGUAUAUAACGACGUCAUCAUGGCUUCAAUUUUACCAGAAAAGAGGAAGAUGUUGACGAAGAUUGAAGCAGUUCGUUUAUCAUCUCAUAACUUCUGGAAAUGUAAAGAAUAAUGGAUGUGACGCAAGAUGGUAAACAAGGAGCCGAUGGCGACAAGCGACGUUGUGGAGUUGAUGGCAUCACACGACACGCUUGUCAAGAAAAUUACUUGCUACCAUGUUGCGGAUCAGUGUUCGAAAAAUGGGGAUUUAGCACUGUUGACUGCAAACCUGCUCCUUAAGGAUACAUCCGAUGCCAACCCAACUGUACGUAGUGCCAGCAUAUCUGCCUUGGCAGCACUGCCCGGCAUUGAAGAGAGCUCUGUCAGGGCUAUUACAACUGCCUUGUCUGACCAAGCAGCUAUGGUACGCAGAGCAGGAGCUGUAGCAUGUAUGAGACUUCAUAGCCAUGCUCCUCAGGUUGUGCUGGAGUGUGGCUUAGUUAAUGCCUUGUAUGAAGGGCUAAGAGAUUCAGACCCAAUAGUCAUAACCAACUGCAUACUUGCCCUAGACAGCAUUCUCAACAAUGAGGGAGGCAUAGUUGUAAACAAAAAUAUUGCGCACUACCUUCUCGGAAGAGUGAUGCAGUUCUCCGACUGCAAUGCUGUUUAUGUAUUGACCUUGUUGCUCAGGUACACACCAAAAAAUGAAGAAGAGAUUUUUGCCAUGCUUAAUGCCUUAGAUGAAAUACUAACCUCCAAAACCCCAGCUGUACUUAUAGCUUCUGUGAAGCUCUUCAUUCAUCUAACAAAAGAUCAUCAGCAUCUGAAGAACGAUAUGCUUGAGCUGAUACAUGUCCCUAUUUGCAAAAUCCUCAGCAGAAACAUUCCUGAGACAUCUUUCUUGAUGGUAGAGUUCUUGCAGACACUAGAAGACAUCAGGGAAGUUUUUGGGCCACAUUAUAAGUAUUUCUUGGUCAGAUCUAAAGACCCAGGUUACCUUAAAACACAGAAGCUCAAAGUACUACCUUUAGUUAGUACAGAUUCCAAUGUGUGCCAACUCAUAGAGGAAGUAAAACCAUUCUGCAGUGAUUACCAGAGUUUUCGGGAAGCAGUCAGUUGCUUAGGAAAACUGGCUUCGAUGAAUAGCACUGCUUACAAGAUGUGUCUUUGUACACUUGAAUCCCUUCUUGAUGUACCUACAGAGAGGGUAGUGGUUGCUGCCUUGGAGUGCCUUUUGACCAUCAUUUCUCCAGAUUUAGUGAUGAAGAAUGUGACCCAACCAAUGGAGAGCAAAAUGGAGCUCCUAGAGGGUGCAGUUGCAAAGAGUGAGCCCCAGGGAGAAGACACUCAUCAGCUUACAGACAAAGCAAAGCAAAAACCCAAAAUUGGACCCUUGAGGGAACUGCCAGACCUACCAAAAGAACUCAUAGCAGCAGUAACUCGGGCAAUAUCGAGGAUUGCAGUCCAAGAAGCUGCCCUUACUCUAGUCCUGCAUGCAUUAGGAACAUUGGCUGCUUAUAUAGACACAUCUCAUGAUAUUGUGGAAAGUAUAUCUCCCCUUUCAUUAGCAGCUGCAUCAACUCAUGCUGAUUUAGUCACCUGUGCAGCACGUGUCUUUCUUGCUCGACCAGCACAGAUGCAGCUUAUUCUGUCAGCAAUUCUCACAAGAGCUCUCAAGACCCCAGGGCCACCAGCCUCACGUGCAGCCUUAGUGUAUGGGGCUCUUAUGGAAGGCCCUGAAAAUGCAGCUUAUCUCCUCAGGGCUUUUACCAAAUGCAGCUGCCCAACCUCAGAGGAGCAGGCUGUUUAAAAGUAUUUAUAUAUUUGCUUUCUCUACAUCCAAAAUGUCUAAUGUUGUCAAGUGUUAUCAUGGUGUUAAGAUUAAAAACAAAAAAUAAACCUGUUUUGCAUCAAAUAAUUUUCAAUGAAAAACAAAAGAACAAUGCACAAAUAUGUUGUAUCAGUUAUGACUGGAGACUGGAUAAAGAAUAAAACAUUCAAGUUGAAGUUGACAAGUUCAUCUAUGUAUAUAAAAAAAAAAAUCUUCAUUGUAUGGUGAAAUCCCAUUUGUACAAUUAUAGAAUGACUGUAUUAAGCUCUGCAUUUCAGCUCCUUUUCAAAGGCACUGUAACAUGCUAAGGUGUCAGGUGCUUCAUGUUGUAAGGAUUACUGUGUUAUCUCUAAAAAUGCUGUAUGCUGUAAAUUUUCUUUUUGUUACUGUUCUAGUCAAAUGACUAUUUAUUACUGUUAUUGUAAACACAUGUUCUUUGUAUUCAUUGAUUUCAUACACUGUAAUAGCUGCUUCUUCAUCUUAUUCCAGUAAUUUUCCUCGGGUAAAUAAUAAUGAUUCAGAUCAGAACUUAAUUUAGUAUAAUUUGAAAAAGCCAAAUUUUGUAAUAAAUAGCCACAAUUUUAGUCCCUAGAGAUCAGAGUAGUGAAGUACAAUCUACAAGUCUCCACUGAAAGCCGCUUUGCAUAUUACAAAUGAAUGCAUUAGUUUUCUUUUGUGAUUUUAGUUUACUUACUACAGAUUUCAUUUGAACACUGCCUUUGUAUUGAUUAUCAUGUUUUCUUUGUGGAGAUCACCAUUUUUUUAUGUAAAGAUUUAUCCAGAUGUUUUAUUUUAAUAAUUUUCUUUGUUACUAAAUCUGUAUCUUUUGGCAGAAGGCAUCAUAAGAGUGGUCCUUUUCAUAACUGUUAAAUAAAGAACACAGAUCUAAUGUAUAUACCCUGUACAGGUGAAUGUAUUUCAGCAUUUGUUUAAGUUUUGAAUUUAUAAAAGUAUGUAUGUGAAUGGAA